AUGGUCAGCCCGACACGACGAUUCAAGGCGCCGACCGCUCCCGACUCAGGGCAACGCCGGCCCAAACCCCAUCGUUCUGUUGACCGUUGCAUCGUCGGCAUCAUCGUCAUCAUCAUGAGCGUCGCUACGUGGAAGACAGAACUCGCGCUGAAAUUCACAUCCCUCACAUCAGCCCAAAAUGUGUCUCUUUUGGACUCUGCCAAUGAUUCAGAGACCCACUGGAACACGAACCAGCGGAUUGCGUGGCUGGUUGGGAUUGGUGUACUUGCCUAUACGUUCGUGGUGCUGAAUGAAUUCGUCUUCGGCUUCAAGGCGCCCAAGGUAGGGCGGCGGUCUUUCUGGGAACCAAGAUGGCUUGUCGGAUUACGUUUUGCACGGAAUAGUGCUCCAAUGGUUCUCGAAGGAUACCACAAAUUCAAAGGCCACAUGUUCAAAGUGAUGCGCAACGACUCGGACAUCCUUGUCCUCCCGCCAAAGUAUGUCGAGGAGCUUCGCGAUAUGCCCGAGGACAAAAUUAGCGCGACCGAUGCAAACAUCAAGAACAUGGUCGGUCGUUACACCGUUGGUAAUAUUAGCGUAAUUCGGGACAGUGAUCUCCAUAGACGAGCUCUGCAGCAGAAGUUGACACCUGCCCUUGGUACGCUGAUCCCCCCGGUUAAGGAGGAGCUUGUCUUUGCCCUCGAGGCCGAGGUAAAUCCCUGCAAAGAUUGGACACCAAUUCACGUCACGCCGUUGAUCAUCAAUGUCGUGGCACGCGUCUCGGCACGUAUCUUCGUCGGUCCCGACCUCUGCCGCAACGCGGAAUGGCUCUACACGAGUAUACACUACACCAGAAACAUUGGAAUUACCAGAAAUCUGCUGCGCGUACUUCCUCCCGUUGUGCGUCCUGUAGUCGCGAGGCUAUUGCCCUCAUACUGGCGCAUAUAUUCCAACCUAGCGGCGGGGAAGCGGCUCCUUGGACCCAUCAUCGAAGACCGUCGCAGGGCGGCCUCUGAUGAUCCUGCCUGGCAGAAACCUAACGACUUCCUGCAGUGGCUGAUUGACGGCGCAAGGCCCGAGGAAGGGAGUGUAGCAGAUCUGGUGCACCGACAGCUCCUUGUUAGCCUCGGGUCGAUCCAUACGACGUCCAUGAUGUGCACACACUUCUUUUUGGACUUGUGCGCCCAUCCAGAAUACCUGAAGCCCCUGCGUGACGAAAUGGUGGCUGUACUGCGCGAGGAUGGCGGCUUCAAGAAAACGACCCUGAACAAACUGCGCAAGCUGGACAGCUUUUUGCGUGAAUCACAGCGCAUGAACCCGCCUUUUACCUUAUCAUUCCAGCGAGUUGUCCGCAGGGCCAUAACUCUGAAAGACGGAACUUGCAUACCUGCCGGCACGCACCUCGCCAUGCCAUCCGCCGCUAUGGCCCACGACGAGGCCCUGCUGCCAGAUGGUGGUGAUCCAGAGGCUUUUGAUGCUUUUCGCUACGAGCGACUCCGCCAAGAUCCAUCCAGACCCGAGAACAUAAAUAGGUUUCAGUUCGCCACAACCGAUUCGUCCACCCUCCACUUUGGACACGGCAAGUACGCUUGUCCGGGCCGCUUCUUCGCCAGCAAUGAGAUCAAGGUGAUUCUUUGUCAUCUAUUGCUGCGUUACGACUUCAAGUUUCCGGAGGGGCAGAGGCGUCCUGCGAACUGGAGCUACGAGGAGGCCUUCUACCCGGACCCCACGGUGCCGAUUCUGAUGCGCGAGAGGGCUGCAGGUGAACUGGCCCCUGACAUCGCCGGCCUUGUUGGUGCCUAA
Messenger RNA from Diaporthe amygdali, 1782 nucleotides. RefSeq lists its product as uncharacterized. Bases 1 to 1782 code for a protein of 593 amino acids. Gene Ontology annotation, molecular function: oxidoreductase activity, acting on paired donors, with incorporation or reduction of molecular oxygen; heme binding; iron ion binding. The transcript has 4 exons. The record is from RefSeq and is a predicted model, not a curated record. NCBI's taxonomy places the organism in Eukaryota, Fungi, Ascomycota, Sordariomycetes, Diaporthales, Diaporthaceae.